Podarcis lilfordi (Lilford's wall lizard) is the source of this 583-nucleotide messenger RNA. The record is from the annotation of a GenBank genome assembly. Lineage: Eukaryota; Metazoa; Chordata; Lepidosauria; Squamata; Lacertidae.
AUGGAAUUGUCUUGUUUUAAUUUUGAAGAAGAUUCAGUAUCAGAUUUUCAAUUCUGGGUCAAUGUGGAUUCUACUGAUCAACUCUCGUCUCAGCCAGAUCAUUUUCUACUUGACCGUUCUACUCCAACAGGUGAAGGGUCUUCUUGGCCACCUUUCUCUUGUCAGUCAUUGUUUCCUGAUGUGCAAAUACCACUCCCAGACCCAGGUGGGCAGAUUCGGCAGUUUGAGGGUGGUGCUGAAUUGGACAGCUCCUUGUUGGUUCAAUCUGAUGAUAGUGACCUGCAGUUUAAAUAUCACCGAUUCAUUCCUGCUCACCCUUACAAGACACAGAGACACGCUGCCAACAUUAGGGAAAGAAAAAGGAUGCUCAGCAUCAACUCUGCUUUUGAUGAACUUAGAGGCCAUGUCCCAACCUUCCCUUAUGAAAAGCGUCUCUCCAAAAUUGACACUCUCAGACUGGCCAUAGCAUACAUCGCAUUGCUUAGUGAUAUCCUGACUUCAGGAUCUGACCCCAAAUCCUAUGUGCAGAAAUGUAUGAAAAACGGAUAUAAAGGCCAUCAGAAUGCAAUCUGGAACACAAGUG